This is a messenger RNA of Staurois parvus, 300 nucleotides long. The record is from the annotation of a GenBank genome assembly. NCBI's taxonomy places the organism in Eukaryota, Metazoa, Chordata, Amphibia, Anura, Ranidae.
AUUUAUAAAGGGUGCCUCAGGACUGUCCAUAAUUUUAAAGGGUGCCUCAAGACUGUCCGUAAUUUUAAAGGGUGCCUCAAGACUGUCCAUAAUUAUAAAGGGUGCCUCAAGACUGUUCAUAAUUAUAAAGGGUGCCUCGGGACUGUCCAUAAUUUUAAAGGGUGCCUCAAGACUGUCCAUAAUUUUAAAGGGUGUCUCAGGACUGUCCAUAAUUUUAAAGGGUGCCUCAAGACUGUCCAUAAUUUUAAAGGGUGCCUCAAGACUGUCCAUAAUUUUAAAGGGUGCCUCGGGACUGUCCAU